Molecule: messenger RNA, 4605 nt
Organism: Lodderomyces theae
Lineage: Eukaryota; Fungi; Ascomycota; Pichiomycetes; Serinales; Debaryomycetaceae
Exons: 2
Coding region: 1-4605 (1534 amino acids)
Biological process (GO): early endosome to late endosome transport
Cellular component (GO): early endosome; tubular endosome; plasma membrane
Molecular function (GO): SNARE binding; guanyl-nucleotide exchange factor activity
Source: RefSeq, a predicted model, not a curated record
AUGGCACGACAUCAUCAUCAGCAGCAGCAGCAGCGUCAACCACAACCACAAUCUCCACUACAUCCAAGGCUAUCUUCUCAUUUACCUGUGCUAUAUAAUCCACUUUUAAAUUGCAUAUUCAACAACCCCAACCAUUCCAAACAUCCUUUUGCAAGAACAAUUGAUGAGUUGAAGAAUAAACACAACAUUUACACCAUUCUUGUUCCUGCGGCAUAUGUUUUAAAUGAGUUUCAUGAUCCAGUGACCGAUGAUUCGAGUACAAAGGUGCUAUUGAAAGACUUGUGCUACAACAAUGAGGAUUUCAUCAAGUCACACAUUAUCAAAACAGGAGCUCCAGCCUCCUCUACAAUGACUCCAAAUUCAAAAGAACAACUGGUCAUUUACAAUACAAUGAAUGGGAAGCAGGUGCUUAUCAAGAACCAAAUGGUGUACACUGGGAAAGGGUUCAAACGCAGUCUCAAGUUGAAGAUUACUUCGAUUCUGUAUUUCAAAUCAUUUUGCGACUACUUCCCAAAGGGUUCCCAGUUUAUGAUUAUACACCUUGAGAGCUCGCUUAUUGGAGGAUCGCCACCAUUCAAACUUCUACCGUCCACCCCACCAACCACCACUACAUCAACAGAACGAUCAACAGAAGAUGUCGACAAUGUAACUUUUGAAAAGUUGUUGCGUAAUUUCCCGCUUUUAUCAAAAGCAGUGGGCGACAAGUUUUACCGUCUAUUCCAUCACAACAACUUGCAAUUCCACCAGUUGAGAACAAGAACUAGAAAGCAGCUAAGUCAUAUAAGGAGCGAGUUUGCCAAAAUGCAAGAGGAGGCGUACAAAAUUAUUCUGGACAGUGUUCGAGAAGAAAACCCCAAUCGUGAACAGACGUAUAACUUGUUGAACCAUAUCAUCAGUACGUACCCUGAACUUGAUUUGAACAAGCUUGUCCACGAGUAUGUUGAAUUGAAUUUGUAUGAUCUUAUGUGGUCGCAAUUGAUAUAUCAGUUCAAUUGUCCCAAUAAUGAUAAGCUAGAGUAUGAUCCUGAUGCGAUGAAGCAUCUUACUUCGACUGAGUAUGAAAGUCUUUCGUGCUUAUCAUUAAACCAACUAGACCUUCCAGUCAAUAAACCAUGGUUGAUUAACGAGCUACAUCAGCGCGUGUACCUUGCAAUACAAGAGUUUAAGAAAUUGUCCGAUCCAUCAAUUGUGAAUCUGACCAUGAAAACAAACAUCGUUUACAAAACAAUGGAAAUACUCUCACAAAGCAAAGAAGGAAGUGAGUUGGUCAUUGACGCUGAUUCCCUAAUUGGAUUGUUGAUCAUGACAGUGGUCCAUUCCAAGAUUGACAACAUAGAGGCACACAUUUACUACAUCAACAACUUUAACGCAGUAGACCGAAACAAUGAUGGUCAUUUCAGUUACAUGAUGAGUAACUUGGAUGCGGUAAUUUGUCAUUUAUCGGAAAGAGAUACGUCGUUGAAUUCUCUCGCUGCAAGUUCACAAGAGAAUUUUGAUUUGUGGAGUGGCAUAGUAGAUCUGGAUGUUGCAAAAGUUGAGCGGAUUAUUGCAAGGACUGAUCAAGAAUACCGUGAUUUAGAAUUACCGGCCAAACACUGUCUUUUGAGUAAAAACAUCAAUGGGGAAAGCUCAUUGGAUUUUACAAUCAAGGCACGGAAUUUUGAAAUUUACAACAUGAUUCUAAAUACAUCCUUGCUGUGGUUUUCCAUCGACUAUAUCCUAUUCAACAAGAAUGUAAUUACAAACCAAAAUCUUUUGAUGACGGCAUUGAUUGAGGAAACAGAUGAGAGGAUCUUGGAUGAUUUGUUAUCCAUUAUCACUGACAAUGCUACUAUUGAUGAGCAAAUUGCAUAUUUCAAUACUCCCGAUAACACUGGACGUACUGUUGGGCAUUACCUAUUUCACCACCACCACUUCAUUCCCAAAAUUGGUCAUUUAAUUGAUUGGGAGUUGAAGGAUCACAAUUCCCAUACUCCCUUGUUCAGUCUAUGUCGCUGUUAUGAUCAUGUAGACUACUUGACGCUAUUGCAAGAUGCGUUUGAUGUUGUUUACAAGAAAUAUGGCCAAAAGGGUAUUGACUUUGAUAAGCACAUGGAUAAAUCGGGAAAUUCGCUCCUACAUAUUAUUUUGAGAGGAAUACCACAGACCCGGAUCCUAUCAAAAGACGAGAACUUGGUCAACGUCAAUCUACCGAAUUCAAAGAAUCUCACUCCAUUGAUGUUGUAUGUCAAGUAUAGCAGGUUGGACAAUUUACAUGAGAUUUUAAAAGAUGAUCGACUUGAGUUCUUGUUUGAGGAUCCAAGGAGUUUCCACAACGUGUUUGAUUAUUUGAGCUUUGUUGGUGCAAAGUCAUCUUCUUCACAAGAGUUCAAGAAAAUAGAGAGUCUAGUUGUGGAUCAUUAUUUCAACAAGUUUUUUCCCAACAGUGUAGGAAAACUUGCGGCUUUCAAUGGUAGAUUUGAUUCGAACUCGCGGGAAUGGGUCAUUCUCUUGAAAGAUAAAGAUUGCAAGUAUAGGGCUCAGUCAGUGAGGUCGAUAAAACAAGCAUUGUAUGUGGAAAAGUUGCAACGACCAAUGUCCAUAUUUCCUGAUGUUGACAUCAUUUGGCGAAACCACGCAAUGAAUGUUCCUACGAGCUUCAUGUUUCAAAGAUUGAGGGUAAACAGGUUGUUAAGCAAACUCAAUGUUAUUUUGCAAAGCGUGGCAUUUUAUAAUGAUGUUGAUACUGGGCAAUUCUUUAACACACUUCUUGGUGAUAUUACACAAAACUUGUCCGUUUUAGAGCAAAAGCAAGCGAUACUGGCCGUUCAAGAAUCUGAAAAGAGAGCACUCGGCCAAGUCAAGUUGAAAUUUAGUAAUGUCCAAGAAAUGGAAUUCUUUUUGGACUUUUCACUCCAAGACCUUCAGAGAUAUGGCACACUUGUCACCAAACUUUCCAAGUUGGUUUGCGUUGGAGAGCAGAAGCAAAUUGACUUGAGAAAUGUUCAGGAUCUUGCAAUUAGUCGCUUUGAUGGGCAAUCAUUCUUUUCUAAAGGAUUCAGCAUUCCCGAGUAUCAUCAACAGCGCGGGAGCUUGGAUUCUUUGGCUCAGUAUGUUGUGUGGAUGAGUAUGAUUGACGAUGAACUAACUAAACACUUCCACAAAAUCAACCAAGAUGUGAGUGCAUGGAAAAAGUUGUAUCAUGAAAUUUGCAACAUCAACCUGGAAUUGAGAUCGAUGGAACCAAAGUCGCAAUCUAAUGAUUUCAACGGGAGCUUGGCUUCAGAAUCCCAAGAUCAAGAUGAAACAGGAGAAGGACUUCAUCGUACGAGAACAAACUCCUCUCUAUUCUCCACCUCGUCCCAUACUCAUGCUGACUUUGUACCGGAUGAGAGUGAAGGCUUGAAUCUCUUUGGACUUGGAAGUACCAAGCGGAACCGGUAUAAGCGGAUGGUUGUCUCAAAGGCAGAUUUGGUGAAGCAAAUCAUGAAGUUGAAUAUUGAUCUUAAAUGGGAGUAUGAAAUCAUUGCUACGCAAAUUUCCAAUUUCUUAACAUUUAGAUCAAAGUUUCUAAAAUUUGGACUAUCGAUCAAGGAUAUUGCUUUAUCUAUUAUCGGGUUCUUGAAGCAAUCCGUUGCCGACAAGACCAUUGCCGAAGAUUUUGUGGAGUCGAUGGAUGUUGCCAUUGAUUGCAUUGCUGACGCAUUUGAAGUGAACAAGGACGAUGAUAAGUCAGUCAUCGAUUCAAAAUUCCACGGUAAGUCAUUAGCUGAGCUUGUAAAAGCCUCAUCUCAAUCGUCACCUGCUAGCUCCUCCCUGUCAGACACCCAACCCUCAUCUAUUGUUGUUGAUGAUGCUACUAAAGAGAAAGCUGAUCAGUUGAAACUUGAAGGUAACAGAUUGAUGGGAGCUAAAGAUUACGCCGGGGCUAUUGCCAAGUACACCGAAGCGAUUGGCUUGGACCCUACUAAUGUUGUAUACCUUUCCAACAGAGCUGCUGCAUACUCUUCAGCUCAAAAACACGCGCAAGCGGUUGAAGACGCUGAAAAGGCAAUCAAGUUGAAUCCGGAAUUUUCAAGAGCGUAUUCUAGAUUAGGUUUAGCUCAAUAUGCGCUAGGAAAACCGAAGGAGGCGAUGGAGGCUUACAAAAAAGGAUUGGAAGUGGAAGGUGAUAAGCCAUCAGAUGGUAUGAAAAAGGGUUAUGAAACAGCUAAAAAGAGAGUGGAGCAAGAGUUGGAAAAUUCAAUUUCCACAUCUGAUAGAAGUGGGCAUGAGUCAGGAUCUAGAUCGGCACCUGACUCUGGUGCUGGUGCUGGUGCUGGUGCUGGUGGAUUGCCCGAUUUUAGCUCCAUGUUUGGCGGGGCCGGUGGAGCAGAUGGGUUGUUGGGCAAUUUAAUGAACAACCCACAAAUGAUGCAAGCAGCUCAGAGCAUGAUGUCGAAUCCAGGUGCCAUGCAGGAAAUGUUGAACAAUCCAGCGAUCCGUCAAAUGGCCCAAUCUUUGGGAUUAGGUGGACCUGAUGGACCCGACUUGUCGAAUAUCAUGAACAACCCCAUGCUUAAUCAGUUCAUGGGCGGUAGAGGUAACAAUAAUAACAAUGAAGGUGGGCAAGGUGGAGAAAACUAG